CUGACGACCUUUCCGACGACCCUCACGACACCCGUCCGAGUUCUCCCACGACCUUUAGGUGGCAUAUUCACAAUGGCUGUCAGGAACUCCAGUCUCGCCUCUUCUCGCCGCAAGUCGCGCGCCGCCCACUUCAACGCCCCCUCCAGCGAGCGCCGCGUUAUCCUCUCUGCUCCUCUCUCGAGCGAGCUCCGCGCCAAGUACAAUGUCCGCUCCAUGCCCAUCCGCAAGGACGACGAGGUCAUGGUCGUCCGUGGCAGCAACAAGGGCCGUGAGGGCAAGGUCACCAGCGUCUACCGCCUGAAGUGGGCCAUCCACGUCGAGCGCAUCAGCCGCGACAAGAGCAACGGCCAGAGCGUCCCCAUCCCCCUCCACCCCUCCAAGGUCGUCAUCAAGAAGCUCCACCUCGACAAGGACCGUGAGGCCAUCCUUGAGCGUGUUGGCAAGGGUCGUGAGGCCGCCAAGGCCAAGUCCGCUUAAAUCGGGGGAUUUUUGUGAGGUUUAGUUCAUAUCUGGCAAAUGGCAGUGAUAACGCGGGAGUUCCGGAAGACGCGAACAAUAUGGGAUCUUGCCUACAGUCGGGAUAUAUCUAUAAAACAUGAUGUAUUCUGAUGAAUGAAAAACGAAAAAUUCAAUUUCCUCUACCUACUUCAAUUCGGCACCCCCAGAGACUUUGCGUGUUCUAUCCGGUGGACUGGCUGCUGCGACCGUUUCCGGGGACUACCUUAUAUCUCCGGACGGAGCAGCAGAGCACGGUGCUUUCUCUAUCUCAGGAAUAGACAUUGGGAUAGAAGGUGUCGUCCAGACCUUUCGCCAGGCAGCACUUCCCGGCAUUGUGAAUCAACCCCAGUUUUGAAACCAUUGCACUCGUGAUUGUAGAGCGGUGCCGCCCCUUGUUCUUUCACAG
Messenger RNA from Aspergillus costaricaensis CBS 115574, 904 nucleotides. RefSeq names its product 60S ribosomal protein uL24. Bases 73 to 477 code for a protein of 134 amino acids. The transcript is spliced from 4 exons. Gene Ontology annotation, biological process: ribosomal large subunit biogenesis; cytoplasmic translation. The record is from RefSeq and is a predicted model, not a curated record. Gene Ontology annotation, molecular function: RNA binding; structural constituent of ribosome. Lineage: Eukaryota; Fungi; Ascomycota; Eurotiomycetes; Eurotiales; Aspergillaceae. Gene Ontology annotation, cellular component: cytosolic large ribosomal subunit; ribosome.